UGUAGCGAGGAAAUACUUCACUUACAACUUACUCUCCAGCCCAGAAGGCGGCGGCUAGGUCCGUGUGCCAACCGCCAAUAAACCUCCAAGAAAAAGAAGUAGAAGAAGAAGAAGUGGCUAGUGGGCUAGCCUCGCUGCAGGCUUUAUUUAGGGAAAUAUGGCUACUGUGCUCCCCGUCAGACCGCCCUGCGACAGCAAUCCCGCUACUCCUGGAGCACAAUCCAUCAAGGAGGAUACAAUUGAAGAGGAGUCCAAUGAUGGCAGCCACGUUCCCAAAAGAAGGAGAAUGUGUUCAGGAGACAGCUCUCGAAGCUGUGACACCUCCAGUCAAGACCUUGGCCCAACCUAUUUCCCAGCAGAGAACCUGACAGAGUACAAGUGGCCUCCAGAUGACACAGGAGAGUAUUACAUGCUGCAGGAGCAGGUCAGCGAGUAUCUGGGAGUCACAUCCUUCAAGAGGAAGUACCCCGAUAUGGAGAGAAGAGACUUGUCUCACAAAGAGAAGCUUCACCUGCGUGAACAGAAUGUCAUUACAGAAACACAGUGCACUCUGGGUCUGACAGCUCUGCGGAGUGACGAGGUGAUAGAUCUGAUGAUAAAAGAGUAUCCCAUCAAACACUCAGAGUAUUCGGUCAUACUGCAGGAGAGGGAGCGGCAGAGAAUAGCUAAAGAGUACUCUCAAAUGCAGCAGCAGCAGAACCCUCAGAAGGUGGAGGCCAGCAAGGUCCCUGAGUACAUUAAGAAGGCAGCUAAAAAAGCUGCGGAGUUCAAUAGUAACUUCAACAGGGAGCGUAUGGAAGAGAGGAGAGCUUACUUUGACCUUCAGACACAUAUUAUCCAGGUGCCCCAGGGCAGGUUCAAGGUGCUGGCUCCAGAGCUGACAAAGACGGGGCCUUACCCAGUGGCUCUCAUACCAGGGCAGUUCCAAGACUACUACAAAAGGUACUCUCCCAAUGAGCUGCGAUACUUGCCAUUAAACACAGCUCUGUUUGAGCCUCCGCUGGAUCCAGAGCUCCCUGCGCUGGACUCUGAACCCGACUCAGAUGAUCCCGAGGAUGGCAAGGGUGACACAAAGAUCAAGAACUCUUCUGACAGUUCUUCAGGCAACACGUCAGACGUGGAGAGCCAAGAGGGAGCAGGGAAACUGGGCCCCAAGUCCAAAGCCAAAGACAGGACGUCCACGCCGGGAAAAGACAGCAGCCAGCGCCAUUCUGCCUCCCACAAAACCAUCCCAGGGUACAAGCCUAAGGUCAUUCCCAAUGCUAUAUGUGGCAUUUGCCAGAAGGGCAAAGAGGCCAACAAGAGGGGCAAGCCAGAGGCCCUCAUUCACUGCUCCCAAUGUGAUAACAGCGGCCACCCGUCCUGCUUGGACAUGAGCAAGGAGCUGGUGGGUGUGAUCCAGACAUACCGAUGGCAGUGUAUGGAGUGUAAGACGUGCAUCGUGUGUCAGCAGCCCCACCAUGAGGACGAGAUGAUGUUCUGUGACAAAUGUGACCGAGGGUACCACACGUUCUGUGUGGGCAUGGAUUCCAUACCUACUGGACUUUGGGUAUGUGAGGUUUGCGACAAAGAUUUCACCACACCCAAGAAGAAAGGAGGAGCGAAAACACCCAAAAAGUCAAAAUCGGCUCAAAAAUGAUCAACACCCUAAAUAACCACGAUUCCUUGACCACAUUCAACACAAAUACACAUUAUUGCAUUUGUUCAAUCAUCUGCAGAAGCUAUACAUUUAAAAUAACAUAAAAAAUAAACAAAAGCGUAUCCCUCCUACCAAAUACCAACAAUUCAAACACAAGAUCUUAACCUGCUGCUAGUCUUUAUUGAGUGACAGGUCUGUAAAUACACAGGUUAACACUAGUAAAGAAGUGUAUUGAGCUUUUCUCUGAGCGCUCGGAUGACAUCAGCAAGGCAGGCCUAUCAUUUGAAUCACAAUCAGUUAAACACCGAAUUUACUUGCCAUCUCCAAAUCAAACUUUGAAUAUUGUAUGCGAUACCUCAAAUGUACAUGCUCAACAUAAUCCAGAUUAUACAGUAACUGUAGCAGAGCAACCCUUGUUUUGUAAUGGUAGACAUUGACAUCAUACAUAAAUAAUGUUAACACUGUAAGUCAAAUCCAUGCUGCAUCAACUCCUGUGAUCUGCUCACCACUAACGGCGCCAGUGCAUUCCUACUUUAUUAAACUGAUAUUGUAGUUUCUGUCUCAACAUUUCUACAGUGGGACAUUUUUUUCAGUUAAACAAAUGGUGCUUUUGAUCCGGUACUACUGAAACAAACUCACUGAUGUAAAUCGUUUACUUUACAUAGAAAACUGUUUGCAUGGCUUUGUAUCUUUGGUACUUUAAAUGAACGUUUAUUUAACGAGGCAGGCCAGUAAAGAGCAACCUUAUUUAAAUUAAGUCUUAAAUGAUGACAUGGUGCUUGUGAUUUAGUGUAAUGAAAUGUAACAGACACUGGCUAGUGGACCUCAUGCCUGCAGCAGGUAUUUAUUUUCCAGUCUUGAUUACUGAAUGAUAGUGUCUCCCCUAUUGAUUUUGUCAAACCUCCACUAUUCAUCAUUGUACAAAAACGUAACCACUCACAGUAAUGACAUUGAAAUUCAACAUCCACAGUAAUGAUUAGAUAACUGGUAUGUUUGCAGUCAGCUUGAAAGUUUAAAAAAUAUAUAUUAUUUUGUAUUGUCCCUUAGUAAGGAGUUUUUUUUAAGACAUAUUUGUUCGUAAUAAUGUCAUAGUCACUGAAUUGUGUGUUUCCAUUUUUUAUUUGUUUUCUUCUAAUAAAAGCUAAUUGGAAAAUA
Molecule: messenger RNA, 2794 nt
Organism: Cyclopterus lumpus (lumpfish)
Lineage: Eukaryota; Metazoa; Chordata; Actinopteri; Perciformes; Cyclopteridae
Gene: phf10
Product: PHD finger protein 10
Exons: 12
Coding region: 158-1639 (493 amino acids)
Cellular component (GO): npBAF complex
Source: RefSeq, a predicted model, not a curated record